Puccinia graminis f. sp. tritici CRL 75-36-700-3 is the source of this 1008-nucleotide messenger RNA. RefSeq lists its product as uncharacterized. The record is from RefSeq and is a predicted model, not a curated record. The transcript has a single exon. Lineage: Eukaryota; Fungi; Basidiomycota; Pucciniomycetes; Pucciniales; Pucciniaceae. Bases 1 to 1008 code for a protein of 335 amino acids.
AUGUUUUCAUCAUCCAUCGAUGAUCACUUGUUCCAGGAGGUGCCCCGAAACUCCUCUCAGCUGCAGUGCACUCCUCAAACUCGACCAAGUCUCAGCAUUCCAAAUUCAAGAGCGCCCCCUCCAGGAAUCCUUGAUAUGUCAUUCAACAGGCGCUCUCUAGAUUGGUCCGAACUGCAACAAUUUUCGCCUCAUUGGACUCUCAGCGACCAACAGAGCAAUCUUCCACCCACGGCCAGCCGCUCGCCUGGAGAUAUCCAUAGCCAACUUUCGGAUUGGAAUUUUCCUUCUCAGCCGCCCGUCCCUCCGCGUCUGGUGCUAUGGGGUCCGUUCAACAAAAUUGAGCAAAGUCAUUUUCACCAAUCAGCCUUCUCUUCCGAAGCCUAUCCGCAUCAUCCUCCAUCGGCUUCACACCCCCUAACCCCACCACCUCACGGCAGCAAAACUCCAAAGCGCGGAAGACAAGGCUGCUUCCCCUCAGCAUGCCCUCCAUUAGUUACCCCGCCGAUGCCCUCCAAACGACCUCGGACGGCAGAAAAGGAAGCCUAUGAAUUUCCACCACCACCGAGAUAUACAACCUAUCAUCUAUCGGCAUAUCCUACUCCCAUGGCCUCUCCCAGCAGCCAAAACUCGACGUUUUACGACAAUCACUCGAUGGCAGAGGAAUCUCUUAGUAUAUCGCCCUUCUCGUCAAGAUUUGAAAGUUUCCCACAAGCCUCACCGGCAGACCUCGAAAGAUCCUACCAUCAAGCCCCUACAUCAGCCCACUCCGAUUUUCCGUAUGCUCAGCUAUCGCCCUCCUCGUCCUCAACAUACAACUAUGGAUACUAUCCUGAUUCACCCAUCUCCCCCACAACACCACUUUCAUCGCCGCCGCUCUGGGAAAAUUCUUCCCCCUUUUCCACCUCUACAACUAGAUGUCAUCAGCUAAAUUUCCAGAACCCUCAAUAUCCCAAUGUAUGGUCCCUAGAAUGGCAUCAAAGGUUCAAUCAGUUCAGAUACCAAAAUUGA